AUAGUGGGGAUAAAAAGGUAGCGGUGGUAGUGGAGACGAUCCACUAGCUGUGUGUGGCUCGGUGGUGCGUGCACACACCCUCUCUCUCUCUCUCUCCGGCAGCUUCCUCACACCUCCCCCUCACACCUGUAAACAUGGCCACUCUGGAUGAGGAACAGAUCGAGGCUCUUCAGAAGGCCUUUAAUUCCUUCGACACGGACAGCAAAGGCUUCAUCACGCCCGAGACUGUGGGCAUCAUCUUGAGAAUGAUGGGCGUGAAGAUCUCUGAGAGAAACUUACAAGAGGUCAUCUCUGAGACUGAUGAAGAUGGCUCUGGCGAGAUUGAGUUCGAGGAGUUCGUUCAGCUUGCCGCCAAGUUUCUGAGUGAAGAGGAUGAGGAGGCGCUGAAAAAAGAACUGAAAGAGGCCUUUCGUAUCUACGACAAGGGCGGGAACGGCUACAUCACCACUCAGGUGCUCCGGGAUAUCUUGAGUGAGCUGGAUAACAGGUUGACCGAGGAUAACCUGGACGCUAUCAUUGAUGAGGUGGACGAGGAUGGCUCUGGCACCAUCGAUUUUAACGAGUUCAUGAAGAUGAUGACUGGUUAAAUGAUGAUGGGUGGAGAGCAGGACCACCAGCCUAGCCACCGUCUGUCGCCACUGUCCACUACUCAUCGCCCAACUCACCACCCACCUGUUGUUUCUUCCCUUCUCUCGAUACUUCGUAUUUUUCUAAAUUGCCAUAUAUUUUUUUACCCUUUUUUUUCUAGAAUAUUCACUUGAGAAUUGAUCCCCAGAUGUCUCUGGCCAGAGGCAGGAAUAUAGCUAUUUCAUGCUCACGUUGGACCCAGAACUACAUUAAAAAAUCCAAAUUCCCAUAUUUUGUCUACUGGUCGAUUUUCGAACCGAAGGAGACACGAUUUAUUUUAUGACUUUCUGUGCGAUGAGAGCUUUCGUUGCGUGAAGAAGGUGCCAAGUUUAUGUUUUUGUCGAUGGUUGAGAGCUGAGGUGAAUAAUACGAAGACUGAAAAUGUGUUUAUCAGGACAACGUUUCGCUCAAGAGCUCUCCUUGGGCGAUACGUUGUUUUAAUAUAGAUUGUCUCGUUUCCGUGUCUUCGUGUUAGUAGUCCCAGCCGAUGCUGGCUCUUGCCUCGCAAUAGAUAAGUGUUUUUUUUUUAAGCCUAAUAAAUAAUCUAGGCUCUAAGCAAACAAGCUUGUAUUUCGCCUCAUUGGAAAAUUUACAAAUUGACGUAUGUUGCUCUGCUAUGUGUGCUUAAAACAUGUGUAUAUGAGUGUGUGUGUGUGUGAGAUUACUUGUUAAAUUCUUCGCAAUAAUUUCAGAUAGGCUUUCAACUCGAAUGGAUUUUGUUCACAAUGACCUUUUUUUUUUAAGGUUAUAUGGCUGACAGGAAUUUUUCAAAGGCUUCGCAUGUAAAAUUCCUGCGUGCUGCUUCAAGCAAUAUUUAUGACUCGAUAUUUUAAUAUUUAUUUUUUCCCCCCCUGGGAGGUUUCCAAGAAGUUUAUAUUUCACUGCCUUCAUAUUUGAGAGUGCUAUGUUUGAUUAGCGUAUAGCCUUCACUGUUGAUAUUGAUGUAUGCACCUCAGCGUCACCUUCUCCACUUUGAACAAUUCUAAACUCCUUGCCACAGAGUGGAUUGAAUGCAUCACUGCUCCUCCUUUACACAAUUAUUUCGGAACUGUUAUUGAUUUCCUGUUUAUAAUUUCGUGAUUUGAAGUGAUAUUUAAAUCCCCUUUUUCUCCCCUUUUCAAAAAUGAUAGUAUUUUUCUGCCUACUUAUACUAGGACCACACUGGCAUACCCUCGACUCUAGGACAAGCUAUACAAGGCUUCCUUUAAUCUGCAAAGACUCUAAUAUGCUCUAUAUUCUUUUGAUUAUUCAGCUUUCUUUAUGUACGGAGGAGCCUUAUGGACUUUAUAAUUUGUGAUGAAGGAAGACGCCAGGUGGGUAGGAAUAUUUCUGUAACCUAAGCUUCGCGUAUGCCCACAUAAAGCGUAAUCUUAUAUAUGCCCUUCUGCUGAUUCCUCCGGUCUUUAGGACUGACUUAACUGUAUAUAGCUUUCUCCUAGGAAAUGAAAUAAGUAGAUCACAUUCUCCUGAAGCAUUAUAGAUCUCCUACAUCUCGUUUUUUUCACAUGGGUUAAUGGUUUCAAGAUCGAUGUCCUAAAAGUAGUUUAUAUUUUUAGUUUCAGUGGUACCUGAAACCAUUUAUAGUUUGUAAAUCACUUACCCUAGCCGUCUCACUGAGUCACUUGUACGACAGACACUCACUAUAAUCUGAGUUGUUGCUUGUCGAAUACUUGUUCCUUGAGACAUAAUAAACGUUUGUCCUUCCAGAAUUUACUGAAAAUAAGUUGAAGUUAUAUAGUCUUAGGUGAAACUUGCUGACUUUUUUGUAGACUGUUUAC
Messenger RNA from Cherax quadricarinatus, 2405 nucleotides. Its product is annotated as troponin C, isotype alpha. The record is from RefSeq and is a predicted model, not a curated record. Gene Ontology annotation, molecular function: calcium ion binding. Gene Ontology annotation, cellular component: myosin II complex. NCBI's taxonomy places the organism in Eukaryota, Metazoa, Arthropoda, Malacostraca, Decapoda, Parastacidae.